AUGGAUUUCUCUACAACACAUUCAGAAACAACGACAAUAACAGAAUCUUUACCUUCUUUAAUGUAUAUGGAUUAUCCAUCUACACAGCAACAACCAUUGUUAUUACCUUCACCUUCCUUAACAGUGACUGCAAAUACAUAUUCAACACAUAGUAAAAGGUCAAAUAAAGUCCAUGUAUCUGCUGCAUGUAUAAAUUGUAAAAAGGCACACUUGGCCUGUGAUGUAUCUAGACCUUGUCAACGUUGUAUAAAUACAGAUAAAGUCGAUACAUGUCGCGAUAUUCAACACAAAAAACGAGGACGUCCAAAGAUGUUACGAGAUGUUAAUAAUAACAAUAAGAUUAAAAGAUCACUUUAUAAAUCAGUUACAUUACCACCCGACCUAUUAUUUUCAAUGAAUCGAGAUAUGAUGACCAUAUUCUUAUCAAUGGAUCUUUGUUGUGCUAGAGUCUCGGAUAAAUCCUUUCAAUAUCUUGAACUCUAUCCUCAAGAAUUCGCUCAUCGUUCUCUUUAUGAUUUUUUAGUACCUGGUGAAAGUCGAGAAAGUCUUUCAAGAUUACAUCGACAAUUAUUAGAAAAUAUUAAUCAACCAUUACCUCAAAACCUUUUACGAUCAUCCUCUGAAAAGUUUUAUAACACACCUUAUGAGUUAUUAUUAACUAUCGCAAAUGGUUCUUUAACUCUCAAAAAGACGUUAACCUUUUAUCGUGGAAGACAACAAGAACAAGAAAAGAUGGCGUGUCAGUUUUAUUUAGGUGGUGGUUUAGGAACUGACAUUGUAGAAAAAAUAGAUUUAAACCAACUUUAUAUCGUUUGUGUUGCUACAACAGUCAUACAGCAGCAACAGAAAUCAGUUACCGAACCUUCUUCUUCUAUCGCAGGUCAACAACAACAAGAUGAUCAUCUUGUUUCCAUCGCAACACCUUCACCUACAUUGGUCUCAUCAUCAUCAUCGUCAUCAUCAUCAUCACCCACAGUCAAAUAUGAUCACCUUAUUGAAAAAGAUAAUCAUAAUGGAAAGUACAUGACCCAUUCCUCAUCAUCAACAUUAAAUGUAGAUUAUAAAAAAUUUCAUUCCACUACGAAAAGAAUCCAACAACAUCAACACCAAUUUAUUCAUCCUAAUGAACUUUAUUAUUUACAAACAACUUCGAGUCGAUUAUCAAUGGAGGCUGUAGCUCAUACGACUGCUUAUUUAUCAAAGACACAACAGUCAUUUACAUUAGCAACCGGGAGUGGUCCCUUAGCUGCCUUUAAUCAACAUACAACUACAGGCUGCUUUAAAUAA
This is a messenger RNA of Cokeromyces recurvatus, 1287 nucleotides long. RefSeq lists its product as uncharacterized. NCBI's taxonomy places the organism in Eukaryota, Fungi, Mucoromycota, Mucoromycetes, Mucorales, Mucoraceae. Bases 1 to 1287 code for a protein of 428 amino acids. Gene Ontology annotation, molecular function: DNA-binding transcription factor activity, RNA polymerase II-specific; zinc ion binding. The transcript is spliced from 4 exons. The record is from RefSeq and is a predicted model, not a curated record. Gene Ontology annotation, biological process: regulation of DNA-templated transcription.